UUCUUUCUUUCCAGUAUCAGUCUAUCGGUGCCUAAGUGAAGCAACUGUAUUUUGUCUUCUACUGAAAGGAGAACAUGGAGACACCUUACUCCACACCACAAACUUACAUUGAUGAUUUUAAUCCUAUGGACUACUUACAGACAUAUUUUUCUCCAGGGCAAGGAGUUGCUGUUGGAGAAUGGACUGAUUUUGUGUUACAGAAUCUUCAUGAAAUAUUCACUUCAGGAUUCAUGGUACUGGUCCCUACACAGGACACUAGUGGUGGCUCCACUGUCCUUCCAGUAACCGGUCGUGUUAAAGGAGACACACUAAUUGAUUUCGGUGCCGGGCCAACAAUUUACCACCUUCUCUCUGCUUGUGAAGUGUUCAACAACAUAAUCACCUCUGAUUUUCUUGAGCAAAAUCGCAGAGAAGUGCAGAAGUGGCUGAGAAAGGACCUUGAUGCCUUUGACUGGACUCCAAUUGUCAAAUAUGUGUGUGAGCUGGAAAAUAAUAGUGAUAACUGGCAGGAAAAAGAAGCUAAGCUGCGGAGAAAAGUGACAAAGGUUCUGCAAUGUGAUGCACUGAAGAAGAACCCAUAUGAUCCUGAGGUUAUGCCAGAAGCGGAUUGCCUGCUUUCCUGUCUCUGCUUAGAAGGACCAUGUAAAGACCCGGAAGCCUUCUGCAACACCCUGAAAAGUUUUUAUGACCUCCUUAAGCCAGGAGGUCAUCUGAUUAUACUGAGUGUUCUUAAUGGCACAUUCUACUUUGUUGGUCAGAAAAAGUUUUCUUGUCUGUCCUUAACUAGGGAGGACCUUGAGAGAGCAUUUAAAAAGGCUGGUUUUGAAAUUGAGGAAUUAAAGGUUGUACCACGUAAUGAUAAGUCAAGGAUGGACAUUACCGAUUACGACAGUUUGUACUGUGUCCAUGCCCGUAAACCACUUAACCUGUAAGCUUAAUAAACAAUAAGGGGGAUAUGCAGAAGUCUACGAGAUGCAGUCAUUGGUGGGCAGAUUAGGUGGGCCAAGUGGUUCUUAUCUGCUGUCAAAAUUCUAUGUUUCUAUGAGAUUCUGGCGUCUGCCUGAUUUUUUUUAUUUAAACCUGCAAUUAUUUAAAAGAUAAAACCAAACUGAUGUUGCCUUUUAAAUUAUUGCCACCAGAAUCUCACAAGUGGGAUGUAGUUAUGUGACCGGCGGUCAGGAGACCUCCAGUCACAAUACCGGCACCUACAUCCUGACCCCUCACAAUUCCGACAGUCGGCAUGCUAACUUACAGGGAUUAUUCCCACUCGUAGGUUCCACGACACCCAUAGAGCGGGAAUAAAACCUGUGGCGAGCGCACAGCGAGCCCACAGCCUGACGCUGGUCUUUUCAAUACAGGGAUCCCAGCGUCGGUAUGUUGACGCGAUACCAACCCUCACAAGUGUCUGUAUCUCUCAGGCUAUUACAUUUCUCCCUAGGUAGUGUUACUGAUGAUUUCUCCAGCGUUUCUCUAUUAUAUAAAAUACUGGCUGAUAUACUGUCUGUGACUGACACUUUGCAGUGAUUAAGGUGGUGCGUCAUGUUCAUAAACCAUCUUCUAUUCAUGCCAAACAUUUAUUACAUUUUGCAAUUGAAUAAAUGUUUGGCACAUGUUGAUAGCGAGUAGUUAAUAUAUUUCUCAGGCUGUAACUGUUUCAUUGCAAGGAUUUUCUAAUUUUCUGUCUCUUUUGGAACAUUAAAGCAGGCUACGUUCUAACAUCAA
This is a messenger RNA of Pseudophryne corroboree (corroboree frog), 1722 nucleotides long. RefSeq names its product nicotinamide N-methyltransferase-like. Gene Ontology annotation, cellular component: cytosol. Bases 75 to 932 code for a protein of 285 amino acids. The record is from RefSeq and is a predicted model, not a curated record. Gene Ontology annotation, molecular function: N-methyltransferase activity. Lineage: Eukaryota; Metazoa; Chordata; Amphibia; Anura; Myobatrachidae. The transcript is spliced from 4 exons.